Messenger RNA from Cladophialophora immunda, 1171 nucleotides. RefSeq lists its product as uncharacterized. Lineage: Eukaryota; Fungi; Ascomycota; Eurotiomycetes; Chaetothyriales; Herpotrichiellaceae. Gene Ontology annotation, molecular function: structural constituent of ribosome. Gene Ontology annotation, cellular component: mitochondrial large ribosomal subunit. The transcript is spliced from 2 exons. The coding region runs from base 201 to 875 and encodes 224 amino acids. The record is from RefSeq and is a predicted model, not a curated record.
GACGUUACUUCCAGUUGCUUGAGCCGCCAAGCCUCGCCCGCAGACAAUUUCGCAGGCGGAGACCUUCCUUCCAGUUUGGAGACUCAAUGCUCAAGCGCAGAACAACUUCAAUUCGAUCCUGCAGACUCGCAACACCACCCCAACUGACACUCGCAUAAAAUUCCUUCGACCUUCAACCUUCACUGAGAUUCUUACGCGACAUGAUCUGCUCCAGCUGCCGGCAGGCGUUUCUCUCCCGUAUUCGCUCCCUCUCCUUCAACACCAAUAUUUCCAUCUCUUCCACCACUGGCUUGCGCUACGCAUCAACAGUACCCGCGACUCCCCAUGCUGCUCCAGUUCCAGCUCCGGCGGCCAUCUCAAUAGAAGCACCGAAUGCCACACAAUCGUCAAACACACCAGGGAUCUCCCAGCCUCUGUCCGAGCAGCACACCUCGACCUCGACCGCGAAAACCUCCGGUCCACCCUCGACUAAAGACUCAAAGAGCCCCGUAAAGCCGAAGAGUUCGAUACCCGGGGGCAAGGAGCUCCGUGGCCUGGGCUACACAAAAGCGAAGCCGAAAGUUCUAGCGAUGGAGGACGAUGAAUAUCCCGAGUGGCUGUGGAAGCUGCUGGACCAGAAAAGGCUGGGAACUGACGCGGAGAAGGUCGAUUUAUCAGCAAUGACCAAAAAGCAACGCAUCCGCUACGAAAAGAAGCAGGAACGACUCCUGAAAGACCUACCCAAAGAGAUCCCCGUUCAUGAACAAAGCAAAGACCUGACGGGUCCUGGUGACGACGCGGUGACGAGUUUACAGCGCCGGCAAGAGAUCACCAAGAGCGCAAGGUCCGCGAGACGGAGGAGCAUUCGGGAGAGCAACUUCCUCAAGUCGAUGUAAACCAAGGUUGGGCUCAGAACAGCCUAUUACUCUGUACCAUACAUAAACAAGCGACCGGAGAGAGCGGCGCUCCCUGAGAUUCUAGAGACGAUCGAAUAGUACUUUAUCAAGGGUAUCCUCCCGCCAGUCGGGAAGGAACCCAACGACCCGUCAUCGGAACUACCCUGGUAUUCGAUGUCUAUGUAUGCGAUCGAUACUCUGAUUGCACCGUUGCCAGCGCCUCUCCAAUGCCAGUCAUCUGAAAACGCCUCGAUUGUUUCCCAUGCAUUCAUAUACUUCCUGCGACAUCAAGUGUG